Molecule: messenger RNA, 1857 nt
Organism: Bathycoccus prasinos
Lineage: Eukaryota; Viridiplantae; Chlorophyta; Mamiellophyceae; Mamiellales; Bathycoccaceae
Exons: 2
Coding region: 1-1857 (618 amino acids)
Molecular function (GO): ATP binding; nucleic acid binding
Source: RefSeq, a predicted model, not a curated record
AUGGUGUUUCCAAUUGCAUCAAAAUCAUCAUCAACCGGCGGCGAAUGUUCUUCAUUCUUAAACUUCGGAAGAAGACGAUUCAGAGGACGAGAAGAGAGACGAUUUGGAGGAGGAUUACGCAAAGAGAAUACUCCUACAUAUAAUAACACUACCACCACUCAUCUGCAAAAGCGCGGGUUUGUUCUUGCGAGUACGAAUGGUAUAAACAACAACAACGAGCAGUUAAAGUUGUUCUCGGUAAGCAGAGAGGAAGGAGAAGGAGUUGAUAAUACUAAUAAUAGCAAUAUAAGAAUACAUCCUCUGAUUUUGAAAAACUUACGGACGCGGUUAUCCAUCGCAGAGCCGACGGAGUGUCAAUCCGCCGCGAUCCCUUUGCUUGCGGAAAACUUGGACGUCGUCAUCGCCGCCGAAACCGGGAGCGGGAAGACGUAUUCCUACGCCAUUCCAAUCGUCUCAAAUAUCUUGAAAAGGAAAGAAAUCGAACGGAGAGAGGAAGUCUCGGCGCUGAUUUUGUGCCCGAACGCGCACUUGUGCGACCAGGUGAAAAAAGCCAUCGAUAUUUUAACGCUUCCGGACGAUUCAGAAGACGAUUCAGAGAAAAAGUCGAUAGUGAGAACAGUUGCUUUAACUCCCGAUCGAGGUUUGCCUUCUUCGUUCCCGGACAUCAUCGUCUGCACGCCCGCGCGAGCCGAACAGGACGUCUUUGACUGGCGAGAAGGGAGCUGGAGGAAAGGCGCGUUUACGCCGUACGUGAAAUUUAUACGGACGGUUGUUUUAGACGAAGCAGAUAUGCUGUUGGGUGGAGGAUACGCGAGGAAAGUGCGGAACUGCUUCGACGUUUUGUUUCGAGAGGAAAAGCUCGCCGCCACGCGAGGAUUUUAUAAAACGUUCGAGGACGAAAGCGAAAUAAAUGUCAAGACGACGACGGGAGAAUGGAACAACGAUUUAGAGAGAGAUACGGAAGCGUCCAUGGAGCAAAAUUGGAGGAAAGAUCACGAUUUUGAGGAAGAAGAAGAAGAAGAAGACAAAGAAGAGGACGAAGAUUCAGACGACGACGAUGAAAACGCACAACAACACGAAUACGAGUACGAACGAAAAGAACAACAGAAAAAAAAGAAGAAGAAACCGAAAGCGCGUCUCGGCGGCAAAGGCAAAAUGGGCAAAGGCACCAAUCGCGAGUUUCGCAGACAAUACGUCUUCGCCGCGGCGACGGUCAUGUCCACGGGCAAACGAACACCCGGAGCGGUUCUAAAAUUCGGUUUCCCAGACGCCGUGUGGACGAAAAGCUCGAGUUUACACAAACCGAGAGCGGAGUUGACGCAAACGUGGAGAGAGGUUUCGUUGGAGACUCGAGCGAAGGCUUUAUUUGACGCGUUAGACAUGGAUCCGAAAACCGCGCAGGUGGAAAAGACGUUGGUAUUUGUCAACAGCGGUAGCGUCUGCGAAGCAAUAUCCAACGAACUCGCAAACUUUGGCGCUAAAGCCGCAUCAUUUCACAGCGAUAUCGACCCGCUCGAACGCGAGUCCCGUUUACGACGCUUCGCGUCGCAAGACAUCGACGUUCUCGUCGCCACGGACUCCGUCUCUCGAGGCGUCGACAUACCAAACGUCAAACACGUCGUCCAAGCUGAAUUCGCCCAAAACGCCACGGAAUACCUCCACCGAGUCGGCCGUACCGCUCGCGCCGGUAAACUCGGGCGAGCGACGAACAUUUUACUCCCGGGAGACUUUGAUUUAGCCAACGCCAUACGCAAAGCCGAACUGGAAAAUCGAUCGGUCGAGGAUACGUUCUCCAGGAAAAGAAGUUUUAGAAACAAGUUUAAAAAAUACGGCGAAAGUAGGAAAAGAGCUGCUUAA